UCAAAUCAGGGCCCACAUCGUAGAAAUCUAUCUAUUUCCUUUCCAUUCAAAUUCUCACCCUUAUUUAUACCAUACUUAACAAUAUCCUCUUCGUCUCCCUCUCACCUUCUCCAAGCAAUUCCUUGUCCAUUUCACACUCACCUUCACUUCCUCAAUAAGCACCACGUAGCUCAUACCCUUCCUUGUAGUUCUUUACUCUACUCCCACCCAUUUGGCAUAUCACUUGUUAACUUGGCCUUGUCCACUUCGAUAAUCUGCUUAUGGUGACAAGUUUCCUUUUUUAUUUUUGGAACAAUUCACCAACCAAUGCUUAAAUGCCAAAUACUUGCGAGUCUAGUGACUGUGCAGUGUGCAUAAGCUGAAUUCAAGGCCUUAGCUGCAACAACAUGGAAGAGAGAACCAAGAGGAAACAUUUCAGUCUGAUCAAUGAACUAAUCCAAGGAAAGGAGCUAGCAAAGCAGCUCAGUAACCAUCUGGUCUCUUCUUCUCCAUCAUCCCAUGAAACCAAUGAAUUCUUGAUUGAGAAGAUACUUUCUUCCUAUGAGAAAGCACUCACAGUGCUUAACACGGGGACUGUUGUGGGAGAGACUAUGACCACAAGUGGCAACAUGAUGGAUUCCCAUUGUUCUACCAAUGGGAGCCCCAGAAGUGAGGUCGUGGACCGUGAACUUGAGCACAAAUCUGUCUUCAAGAAAAGAAAGACCAUGCCCAGAUGGACUGAGCAAGUGAAGAUUUGCUCAAGAACAGGACUUGAGGGGUCUUUGGAUGAUGGAUAUAGCUGGAGAAAAUAUGGGCAAAAGGAUAUUCUUGGAUCCAAGUUUCCAAGAGGAUAUUACAGAUGCACACAUAGAAAUGUACAAGGGUGCCUGGCAACAAAGCAAGUUCAAAGGUCAGAUGAAGACCCAACCGUAAUUGAGGUAACCUACAGAGGAAGACACACGUGCAUGCAAGCUAAGCAUUUAAACAAAGCAUUCCCAUCAAACAUAAAGAUGAAUUUGGGGGGAAAUCAAUUCCACUAUGAUCAACAACUACAAGAGAAAAUACAACAAACCCCAAAUGGAAUUUUCACGUUUGAAACAGAUUUUAAAGUCAAAACAGAGGAACUGGAAAUGGAAACCAAGGAGGAUAUCUUCCCAUGGUUUUGCUUUUCUUCUCCAUCAAUUGGAUCAGAAAAUGAAGACAACAACAUGUUACUCGAAACCAUGAUUGAAAAUCAUUUCAUGGAAAGCUUUUCUCCUGCAUUCAUAUCACCAGUGACUUCAGAAUCAAACCUUUUCUGUGUGUCAGCAUGCCACUUGGGUAGCACUGGACUAUGCCAAAACAUACAAACCUCAGAAUCUGAUAUCACUGAGAUAAUUUCAGCCCCAACUUCAGUCACCAACUCCCCAAUCCUGGAUUUGGAUACCUUGCUUCAUAAAGGUGAUUUUGACACGGAUUUUCCUUUCAACACCGCUGAAUAUUUCUCUUCACAAGACUUUGCAUGCACUUCCACGUAGAUAGUAAGAGUAAAGAACAGCAUAGUCAUAGUCUGUUUCAGAUUAACGGGUGAGUUCUAGUCUCGUAGAUCUUGACUAAGGAGGGUAAUCAUAAGUCCUGUUGAUAAUAAGUGAAGACGAUGAAACCUCCCUCACCUAUCAUUCUAGUUUGGAGAGAUUCCCUGCAUGUAAUGUACCUUUACUUAGGUAGUAAUGCGCUAAUAAUCUGUAGCUGUAAACUACUUAUGCAUUUUCUUAAUUCACUGGUACUUGGUUCAUAUGUUUUCUUUUGGCUCCAGCAGGGAUGCAAUUUCUGAAAUCAAUGAAUUUUAUCGCAUAGUGUUGGCUAGAGAAAAGUGAAUGUGAUCAAUUUAAC
Molecule: messenger RNA, 1851 nt
Organism: Abrus precatorius (Indian licorice)
Lineage: Eukaryota; Viridiplantae; Streptophyta; Magnoliopsida; Fabales; Fabaceae
Product: probable WRKY transcription factor 53
Exons: 3
Coding region: 387-1496 (369 amino acids)
Biological process (GO): regulation of DNA-templated transcription
Cellular component (GO): nucleus
Molecular function (GO): DNA-binding transcription factor activity; transcription cis-regulatory region binding
Source: RefSeq, a predicted model, not a curated record